UGAUUUCAUCUUCUUUUAUCUCAUCCUUUCAAUAAUUUACAAUCACGAUUUUUACGACAUUGCAAAUGUGGUUUUUUGCGUGUGUCUUUAUUACCAUCUUAGCUCAGAUGCGUGGCCAAGACGAGAGUAUUAAGGAUAUCAACAAAGGUCAUCUUGAGGCUAUUGGUUCUCAAGGAACGUUAUUAGGAAGCAUACCUGAAAUAGCAUUUGCCCCAGAUGGAAGAUAUUUCUAUAAACAUUUCCUCCGUGGUCGUCGACCUGUGGUAAUACGCAAUGCUGCAAGUCAUUGGCUUGCUCUGAGAAACUGGCCUAAUGAAACCUAUCUGAAUGCGACCUAUGGAGAACUUCCAUUUACCGUACAUUUAUGUAAAGUUUACAGGGAUUCCAUAUGUGUUUACAAAGACAUGAACUUCUCUGAUUUCCUGGAAAAUUAUAAAGAACAAGCUAUAUAUUUGGAUUCACAGUUUCCACCCUCAAAUCUAAUAAAUGAGAUUAAUUUACCUCCAAUACUCCAGUGUGGAGAGAUCAGUUCUACUAUUAGCGAUGUUAAUCUUCUGAUGAACAGUGGAAAUUCCAGCUCACCUUUGCAUCAUGAUGGAUAUGAGAAUAUACUUGCAAUAGUUUCUGGGACAAAGAAAGUCAUUAUAUUUAAUAGCUCGUACAGUCAACAUGUUUAUGCUGAUAAUUUUAAUGCAUUGCCAGGACUUUCACCAAUUGAUCCUCAAAAAGUUGAUUUGGAGAAGUUUCCUAACUUUGCAGAUAUCAUGUAUUAUGAGUCAGACCUACAUCCAGGAGAUAUUCUGUACAUUCCUCAGUAUUGGUGGCAUUAUGUUGCAUCAAGCCGUUCGCCAAAUAUUGCUGUCAAUAUCUGGUUUGAAAUGUUUAAUUAUGAGGAGCAGUUUAAGAGUGCUGGUCUCAAAGAGAGUCAGGAUGUUGCUAAGACAGCAGAACUCUUUGAAAAGUUGGUCAAUGAAGAACCAGAGAGUAUUGCAUGUAAUGAACAAUCCCCUCCUCUUGACCAAGUUUUAAAAAUUGUUUUAAAUGAUAGUUCAUCCGCAUCAUUGAGAAUACCAAAAGUGGCAAAGAGACCCGAUGAUUUCAAACUGAUAACUGGCUACAAAAUGCCUCCCUUGGGUUUUGGGACAGCAGCGCUUCACCCUGAUGACAGAUUACCAGCAAUUCUGACAGCCUUGGAUUCAGGUUAUAGAUUGUUUGAUACAGCGCAGAUAUAUGGAAGCGAGGCUCCUUUAGGCGCUGCGAUCAAGGAACGAAAUAUUCCACGAGGAGAUAUUACUAUAGUUACCAAACUUCAUCCCCAGUACCAUGGUUAUGAUUCCACAAUUGCCGCAGUCCAAGAGUCUCUGGAGAAUCUUCAAACUGACUAUAUCGAUGUUUUCCUUAUUCACACAAAAUACUGCGACAACGGUUACUUCAGGUGUCCUGAAGGAAAACCUGAGGGAUCCUGGCAAGACAGUUGGCGUGCUAUGGAACAUCUCAAUGAAGAAGGAAAGAUACGAAGUCUUGGUGUGAGCAAUUUUGAUGUCGUUGAUUUGAAAGAACUUCUUAAUUUCACCAAACUUCCUGUGUCAGUGGUUCAAAAUUGGUUUGAUCCUUUUCAUCAAGACGUGAACGUGAGAGAGUUUUGUGCUAAACACGUUAUUCAUUACAUGGGAUACUCAACUCUUGGUUCCCAGUGGACAGCGUAUGGCGGCUUAGAGAGCAAUCCUGUGCUAACUUCGACAACAUUUUUUGAAAUUGCAAGUCAUUAUGAAUUUGUCGUUGCACAAGUUAUAUUGAGGUGGGCCAUUCAUCUGAACGUCACUGUCAUUCCAAGAUCACACGAUCCUCGCCACAUCUUACUCGACUUUAAGACGCUUGAUAUGGAACUGACGGAAGAUGAAAUUAAGCAAAUUACGGAGGAGUGGUUGCCAGCUAAUAACCAAGGAACAGAAGAAGAAGAGCAAGUAACCAGCAACCUGGACACGGAUGAUGAGAAAGUAGAUGAUUUAGAAUCAAAGACCCUGGACACUAAAGAGAACGACAUGAAUGAAGAGGACCAGACGACUGACAAAUAUAAGGAUGAACUUUAAAAUAUUUUAAAAUAGUUUAACUUAUUUAGAGUAAUAUUUAUUUAAGAACAGUAGGGUAUUCUUAACAUCAUUGUGAUCAUAACGAGAUAGUCGACUAUUCUUUCCGUAUUUUAGUCCCACAAUACAUCACGAUAACAAAUGGCAUCGC
Messenger RNA from Dendronephthya gigantea, 2238 nucleotides. RefSeq lists its product as uncharacterized. The record is from RefSeq and is a predicted model, not a curated record. The coding region runs from base 66 to 2090 and encodes 674 amino acids. Lineage: Eukaryota; Metazoa; Cnidaria; Anthozoa; Malacalcyonacea; Nephtheidae. The transcript has 9 exons. Gene Ontology annotation, molecular function: oxidoreductase activity.